Molecule: messenger RNA, 1974 nt
Organism: Annulohypoxylon truncatum
Lineage: Eukaryota; Fungi; Ascomycota; Sordariomycetes; Xylariales; Hypoxylaceae
Product: NUDIX domain-containing protein
Exons: 3
Coding region: 645-1655 (336 amino acids)
Molecular function (GO): 8-oxo-dGDP phosphatase activity
Source: RefSeq, a predicted model, not a curated record
CUCAAAGCUAACUUUGAAGUAUUUAGUAUUUGGUAUUUUGUGACUCUUCGUUCUUCGAUAUUGACCACUGUUACACAUUAUAAAAGUUGUACAUGAGCAUCGUUUUAUAUUAAUGGAAUCCAGGUAAGUUGCCGAUGUGGAUUGGUACCUAGGUACGAUCCGGUUAUAGUUUCUACGGGCUGAUGGGAUAUACUCACGCUAUCUUCGGUGUGACUAUUCUUUAUUCCCCAUACUAAGGUGACAGAUCCAUACAGCACUGCAAAACAUCAUUCCACCUGGACGGGAGAGUUACGCAUGGUUAAUUGAUCUUCACAAGUUAUACUUUUCUAUGUAUUUUCAAACCCAAACCCUUCCAAUCAUUGUUUGACAAUCAUUCUCUUUAAUUUGGAACUAGCCCUGUACUGACCUUCGUAUAAUCCUCUAUAAGACUCACCUUGAUCAUACCUUCAAGAACCCGGUUGUGCGUCAUUUUUAAGCCUCAUCCUGUUACCGAAUUAUAAACUUCAAUUUCAGUCAAGCAGCUUCCUAUUGUACACCGGGUGACUCAUCUUAGACCUCGUCUCCAACCCGGAAGUCGGAGUCGUGAUAGGUAUCGAUUGUAGAAGGCAGUAAAGGGGUUAGCCGAAGAGCUACUCAGGGGCAAAAUGGCAUCGCCUCCAACAACCUACCUUGACUUGAUCAAGGCCUGCGACAACUUCCCCAACAUCGACCUCACCCGCACCCCCUACGCAGAAGCCCCAGACCCCAUCUUCUACCAGCUCCUACUACCCUCGGACCCGCGUCCGCACGGGUUCAUCCACCCCACCGUUGUCGCCGCCAUGCCCUGGACAGAGCACUUCUCCAUCAGCCCACCCGGCGCCCGGCCACGGACCGUCCAAGUCCUCGACCCAUCCAACGGCACGGACCCGCGCGGGUCCAGCAACACCGCCUUCUCCGCCGUCGUCCAGCACGCCAAGGACCAGCACAUCUUCGAAUCCCUCAACAAGCGCAAGUCCACCGAAGACUACCGGAUCAUCGGGGCGCGGUACCCGACAGUGCAGAUGCGGCGCGCCGCCGCGCCGCUCUUCGGGAUCGCGUGUCUGGGCGUGCAUCUGACGAUGUACGUGCGCUCCAAAGGCAAAGGGGGAGGGGAAGGGGAAGGGGAUCAAGACCUCCAGAUCUGGGUCCCGCGCCGCAGCCGCAAGAUGCACACGUACCCGGGGAAGCUGGACUCGUCGAUCGCGGGGGGCGUAGCAGCGCACGAGUCAUCGCUCGAGUGCCUCGUGCACGAGGCCGCCGAGGAGGCCUCGCUCCCGGAAUCGCUGAUCCGCGAGCGCGCGCGGGCCUGCGGCGCCGUCACGUAUGUAGGGGUCACCGAGACGGGGCCCGAGGCCGGGGUCGCGGCACCGGGGGUAUUGUACGUGUACGAUAUGGAGGUCGACGAGGCGGUUGUGCCGAAGCCGAUGGACGACGAGGUGGAGGAGUUUUACCUGUGGGAUGUGCCGAAAGUCAAGGAGGCGCUGCUGCGGGGCGAGUUUAAGACGAAUUGCGCUAUGGUGAUGAUUGAUUUUUUCGUGAGGCAUGGGAUUGUUACGGAGGAGAAUGAAAAGGAUUAUUUGGAGAUUACUACGAGAUUGCAUCGUUCUCUUCCUGUACCGUUGACUCCGGGGACAUGAUGGGACCGGUGGAGUACUGGGAGAACUGGGAUUAUGAAUCUCAGGUUUAGACACAAUGGGCCACUUUGAAUUAGAGGGUUAAGUUUAUCAUUACAUAACUGGGAUAUUGAGAUAGAUUAUGGUCCACAAUCAGAGGCUCAAGGAUGAAGAUGAACAUAUCAGGGCAACAUUUUGAAAUCAGAAUCAACCAGGUUCAAACGGAUCUAGAAUAGAUAGGUAAUCAGAGAGAUGGGAAAGGAGGUCCAGCUUCGCGGCACCUCAUGAAAAAUGAUGAUAUGAAAAAUUUAGUAAAGGAAUAAGAAAUUGAAAUCGCACGCUA